AUGAUUAUUUGUGCUUCAGUCACUUCAGAGUCUCCUAAACCAACCACAACAGCUUCAGAUCACAGCAGUAAACCAGCAGAUACUGCAUCUAACAGACCCGUCACAUCUGUAUUUCCUUCAUCAUCAUCAUCAUCAUCAUCAUCAACAUCUUCAGCAAUAUUGAUGCUCUCAUCAUCUAAUAAUGCAGCGUCAUCAAAACCAGAACAAGGUUUUGCCAUGAUGGUCAUGUUGAUGGUCGUAGGGAUCCUGACAGGGUUUGGAUUCUCACUGUUCAUGUACUUCAGAUGGAGACAAAAGAAAGAAGGAAAUCAGCCCAGAGAUGUUGUUCAAGGCCCGACUGAGCAUCUGCCCAACAGAGAUAAUGAACCAAACAGAGACGUCUCUCAUACUGUCUCUGAUUAUGAAGACAUCAGUGACACUCUUGAUCAUCCUGUCUACAGUUCAGUCCUUCCUGUAUUUGAUGAACACGACGCCUCUGUUCUAUUGACGCCUCUAGCACAAUUACCCAGCAGCCCCUCUGACAAUCUCACCUACUCGUCCAUCAGAUUUUCAGCUACACAUCACUCAGACAGGACUUCUGACGGGCAGGAAACAUGUGACCACACCACCGUUAGACCAUAAAAGACUGUUCAUGGACAUCAGGUUGAUUAAACCUGAUUCACACCUAAAGUUAUGUCCAGAAGUCAUCUUGGCACACUAUGAAAAGACGUCCACUGAGGAGCCAGAAUGAAAGUUUCUGCACGUCUGAUAUAGACGUCAAAAAAGAUGUCUUAAAAAAAACUUUCAUUCCGGCUCCUCAGUGGACGUCUUUUCAAAAGAUGUC
Molecule: messenger RNA, 823 nt
Organism: Megalobrama amblycephala (Wuchang bream)
Lineage: Eukaryota; Metazoa; Chordata; Actinopteri; Cypriniformes; Xenocyprididae
Exons: 4
Coding region: 1-621 (206 amino acids)
Source: RefSeq, a predicted model, not a curated record